CCAGGAAGCAAUAAGCACCUUCAUGAAAAUAACUCAAGUCCCCAUCCUUAAUCCCUGCCUAUCCUUUUUUAUCUGAUGGACUCAGCGAAGGCUGGAAGAUCACAGUGUGGCUGAAAACAAAAGGGAGUUAACAAGAUGUGACCAGUCAAUGGAUAAAACAAUAGGCGAAACCCUCCACGUUGUCUAGUGCCCAGGUGUCCUUCCCAUGCACAGGUAGCCAUGUGGAUCGUGGUGAGUUUGCUCUGCUGCUUAACGCUCGGAGGGCUGCCACAGGCGGGCAGCUCGUGCCCAUCGCAGUGCAGCUGCGCCUUCCACAGCCUCAGCGAAGGGACGAAAGCCAGGACAGUGCUGUGUAAUGACCCAGAGAUGACCCUCACUCCUGUGAACAUCCCUGUAGACACAUCCAAGCUUCGGAUAGAAAAGACAGCCAUCCGCAGGGUGCCAGGAGAGGCUUUCCAUGGACUCCACAACCUGGAGUACCUCUGGAUGCCCUAUAACUCCCUGGCCAGCCUCAGUGGGAUCACCUUCAAGGGCCUUCGUCGCUUGCAGGAGCUGAGGCUGGAUGGGAAUGACUUAAUAUCGUUCCCCUGGGAAACCCUGGCUGACAUGCCACAGCUAAGGCUUCUGGAUUUACACAACAACGAACUUACCUCGAUCCCUCCAGAUGCUGCUCGUUAUGUCAAGAAUAUCACAUACCUGGACCUGUCUAGCAAUAAGCUGAUGACUCUUCCUCAGGCUCUUAUUGGCACCUGGGCCAACCUGCAGGCUGUUCCUUACUUCCCCAACGAUAACUCCAAGAUCAUCCUAGGCUUGCAAGACAAUCCUUGGGUAUGUGACUGCAGUCUGUAUGAAAUGGUCCAUUUCCUAAAUUUCCAGUCUCCUAACAUAGCAUUCAUUGAGCCCAGGCUGAAAUGCUUCACCCCCCGGAGCCUUGCAGGAGUCCUCUUCAGCCAAGUUGAGCUAAGGAAGUGUCAAAGCCCCGUUGUACAUACGUCCGUAGCCAAAGUAAAGACCAUCCUGGGCAGCACUGUGCUACUGCGAUGUGGAACGACGGGGGUGCCCAUUCCUGAGCUCAGCUGGAGAAGAGCUGAUGGUGCUCAACUAAACGGCACAGUUCACCAAGAGAUUUCCAGUGAUGGCAUGAGCUGGUCUAUUCUGGGCCUGCCUGUAGUCUCUUAUCUCGACUCUGGAGAGUACAUAUGUAAAGCAAAGAAUUUUCUGGGGGCAACAGAGGCGUUCAUAUCUCUCAUCAUCACAGACUCAGAAAGCACAGAUGACCCCAACUCUAAUGCCAAAGGCGCAUGGAGUGGGAAGGUGAGUGGGAUGGAGGCAGCUGCCUACAAUGACAAGCUAGUGGCAAGGUACAUUAUCAGCACCUCUACCGUGCCUACCCUGGGGUCUGGAGUGGGCACCGGAGAGGGCCUCAUCCUCCCAGAUGUGGCCCAAGAUAGCAAGCCCAGAAACCUGCUGGUGAGCCCGCCUACCGGUCAGCAGGAGCCGGAGCGAAUGGUGAGGUCCGUCAGGGUGAUAGGAGACACCGACCAGAGUAUCACCCUGGCCUGGAAGGCACCUCUGGCAAAGAACACAACAGUGUUCAGUGUCCUCUACGCUGUCUUUGGAGAGAGAGACAUGCGGCGGAUCAAUGUGGAGCCAGGGAAGACCAAGGUCACCAUUUAUGGGCUGCUGCCAAAGACCAAAUACAUCGUGUGUGUCUGCGUGAAAGGGCUGAUCCCCAGGAAGGAGCAAUGCAUCAUAUUUUCCACAGACGAAGUUGCCAGCGCGGGAGGGACCCAGAAGCUCAUCAAUGUGGUUGUCAUCAGUGUGGCCUGUGUCAUUGCUGUUCCUCUGACGCUGGUGGUCUGCUGUGGAGCACUGAAAAGGCGCUGCAAAAAAUGCUUUGUGCGGAAACCCAAGGAAAUUCAGGAGUCCUAUGUCACCUUUGAAAGCCUGUCUCCUGGGGCCAAGGUGAAAGGCGUGGAAGGAGAAUACUUGACUAGACAUACCCCCGAUGAGUCAAACAGGCUGCUGUCUGCCCGAUCCAGCGUGGACUCAGAAGCAAUACCAAAGAUAGAGGGGCAACCUAAUGAAUACUUUUGCUGAAAGUAACUAGGCUGAUUGUCGGCUUGCUAGGUGGAAAGCACGUCGCUGUAUACCCGACUCUGCUCCAGCACUGCAGGCUACCUUGUCAAUGCUUCUGUCUCUGACAUGUUCUGGAGGAGGAUGCAAGAGGGUAGAUGGUGCCCAAGCUUUACAGAAACAUGUUGCUCAUCCCACUUGGGGUUUGCUGUUUUGUACCCGGUCAAAAGCUUCUGUGAUAAUGGCCUCGUUCUCCUGGACCACUUUUAUUUUUGUAAAAUGAAGCAUGCACACUGAGUGUGAGGACAUUAAGCAACAUUUCUGAGCGUGCUCUGCUUGGUGGUGUUUAGUACCUGCUCUGCAAUAUGCUAUUUCAUUCUCAGCUCUUUUGAUGUUCUUUUGGUUGACAAACAGGGGAGUGUUUAGUAAUUUUAAUAUAAAUAUCUAUGAAGGUGAGGAUUGAGAGCCUCACCUUUUACAUCUCCCUUGUUUGCAUGAAACAUGCAGCUUGAUGCUUAAUAGAUCACUAAACACAGAGGUACAUCAACCCUUUCUACUACGUCCAACAUAAUGACAGCUCUAUGCUCUGAAUCCAGAGAAAUGUGCAAAGGAGAUGAUAGAAAUCAAGAGACAAAACCCAGUCCACUCCUAAGAAUACAUAAUAGAGAGUGUUUUGUGAUUGCAUUUUGGCCCUUAACACUAUUCUUAAGAUAUUCUUGAACAGGUCUUUCAGUAUCAGUCCCAGCUGGCAUUUUCUAGCUGUAUUGUAAUUAGUAGAGUAUGUUUUAUAUCAGCUGUGCUAGUUAAAAUCGUACAAUAGCCUACUCUGCAAAUUGUGUGUGGCAUUGUAAUGCUUUGUAAUCAUACUGAAAACCCCACAUUAGACAGUUCUGCAAAAAUCUCCCAGACCAGCCCUGUCAUUGCUGCCAGCUCUCCUGACAAAACUGGUGGUGAAGACCAGAGGGCUCAGCCAGGCACUUGUGGCUUGGUCAUGAAAAUAACUUGCUCUGUGCAGAGCAGGGGUAUGCGAUGCGGUCAGGCACACAUCAGCCAUACUUCCACCAUGGCAUCAGUGGUGGCAGAGGCUCAGUGUGGACUUCUGGGUUUCAAACAUUUUACAAGUUCAAGAACCCUGAAAAAAACCUGUCUAAUAUUCAUCUAAAUGUACUUUCAUAGCCAGGGUGAGCUAAUCAGUUAUUUAAGUCCUGCAGCUCCACUGGAAUUUGGAUCUGAGUGCUUAACAAAAAGCACUUCCCAGCUGUCUAAUUUUCCACUCCAGUCUCUCAUGUAGUAAUACUGUAUAUAAAGUUUUUCUCUUUGUAAUAAAUAUUCUUCAUGAGGAAAAUUAUAUAUGUUCUGCCAAAUGUUGAAUGGGAGGGAUCCAGCCAAGUUGAAAUGAUAACUGAUAAAGCUUGCUGAACUGUUUUGAAAUGUGUAUUUGUAAACUUAUUGGAAGGAUCUCCACUCACAUUCUGGAUGUGUAUGUACAGUGUGGGUUAACAAAAUUCACUGGUUGAAAUGGAGCCCGGUAUGGAUUUUGCAAGUCCUCCUUGUACAGAAGGGUUUCAGUUAUGUUGGUUACUUGGCCUGAUGGAAAAGGAAGUCGUCUGAUCUCAACAUAAAUACUAGCAAUAGUGGAUACAGUAUAAUAGUUUCUGAUAGGACUCCCUGUAUUCCUUACAUUAAUGAUAAAGAAAUUCUCUUGUAUUGGGAGAAUUUGUCAAUCCCUGUAUAAAAUAAUGCUUGCUACUUCUAUCACUGGACUGCAGAGAUUUUUAGAUUUACAAGUAAUGUUUUGCAAAAUUAUGUAUUUUAAUACAACAGAUUAAUUGAUGAAAUAUGUAGUAUGUAAUAGAUCUAUUAUUUAUUUAGACAGUUGCAUUUCCCAGGAUGAUUUUUAGUCUCCCUCUGCGAUAGAAAAAAAAUAUUAUUCUAGUAGUAGUUUUUGGGAUGAGUUGCAAGGGUUGCUGUAUUAUUGAGCCUGAUUCCUGCCCACAUCUGCAGCAGUAUCACUGGGCUGUGCAGAAAUCAGCCUGACAUAGCCCUGGAUGGAUAAACUAGCUCUGAAGAAUCAAGGCUGUCCUAAAGUUCUCCUGCGGUGAACGGAGUGGACCUACUGCCCAAGGACUUUCCUGUAAGUCAGGUUUGCAGGAGCUGACUGGGAAUGAGAGGUAUUUACCUCUCCACUGCCUGGAGGCACGAGCUGGGUAAUUUGUCAUAUCCAGCCCUGGCGAGGAGCAGCUUUCACCCGCUCCAUCGGUGCAUGCUCUGACACACGGUCUGUGAGUCGGCAGUGGAAAAGGCACCGGCUGGGCCAGUGCACUCGCUCUUUGCCUGCUAGGAGGGGAGGAUGGAGAGGUCAUCCUGUGACAUUCACUGUGGAUGGGUUAAGUUUUAUAGACUCUACUGGAUAUUUUUUGCACUUUGAAUAAAUAGCGCUCCCAAGUAGAACAAACGUGACUUUUCUAUUUCCUAUGGCUAUUCUCACUGGCUCAUAGGUGAGGCAUCACAGUUUAGCAUCUCAACUGCUGCUCCAAAACAAGUCUCGGUCUCUCCUGCAUUGGUGAUUCACACAAGAGAGGCAAUAGAUAGAAACUUGUAUAAGCUCUGUGUCAUCUGUUGUUGGUCAGAAGAGAAACCCUAUACUUGCUAAACUGCAAGUGAAAUUUCAAACCAUUAAGUAAACUGAUUUUCUGCUGAAUGUGACUUCAAGGCUCUGGGUGAGAUUUUCAGUGGUAGGAGGCAUGUGAAGAUAAAUACUUCACUGGAUUAUUUUUUUUUUGUUGUUUUAACCGAAGGGGUGUUAGGCACCUAGUUUCAGCAGGGUCAGCUUAGGCAAGCUUCCCUGUCUGGUCAUAAGAUGUGAAUGGAGCUGGGUCAGAGUUCAGGCAAGCAGAAUAUUCAUCCCUGGAAACAAUUUCUUACUCAAAGUCAAUCCUCAGGCAGACAUGUACUUUAAGAACUGAAAUGAACACCUGAAUCUCUUUUGGAAUUACUGCAUUAGUAGUAUUUUAAUUUUUUUUUUUUUUUGACACUAUUCUGUUCGGUUUUCUUUUUCCUUGGAAAAUGUUUCCUCUGUUAAUGAUCUCUUUGUGUCAGGUUUUGACCAAUUUGUUGCUUUUUUGGGUCUAUUUCAAAUACUUUGGCACUGUCAAGCAAUAUAUUUCAGAAUGUCUUGGACUACAAUGUUCCCUACCUUUACUAUCAAAUAAUUUUAAAAUUUCUUCUCAGAUGAGUGUUGGACCACUUCAGUAAUACUUAGUAAUAAAGUAACUGUCCACCUGCGUUAGGCAGGAGGUUUGCACUGGCUGCCUGGGCUUUGGAGAGUAGUACGAGCCACUCCUUGAUGGGCACAUCAUGUGAUGAUAGAUAACAAAGACAGGCUCCUCCUUCCACAGUAUCUUUUUAUACUUAUUUGGGAAAUCAGAGUAGUGUAAAAUUGUAAAAUUAAGGAUAGGGUUUAAAAAAAGAAGGUAAUCGUGUUUUAAAAAUUAAUCCAAAUAGCUCUGAACUGUACUGAAAAAUGGUUAUUAUUUCUUUUUCUUAAAAGGCUCUGGAGAAAAGCAGUUAUCAAAAUGAGGGAACCGAGCAGAAUAUAAAUGAAAUAAUGUGCCCAAAGUGAUUAAAAAGGAGUACUGCAAGUAGUUGAAGUGCAAGAAAAAAUGUAAAAAAAACAUGAAUA
Molecule: messenger RNA, 5758 nt
Organism: Harpia harpyja (harpy eagle)
Lineage: Eukaryota; Metazoa; Chordata; Aves; Accipitriformes; Accipitridae
Gene: LRIT1
Product: leucine rich repeat, Ig-like and transmembrane domains 1
Exons: 4
Coding region: 220-2100 (626 amino acids)
Cellular component (GO): endoplasmic reticulum membrane
Molecular function (GO): protein binding
Source: RefSeq, a predicted model, not a curated record